AUGUUGGACAGCGCUGAUAAUGAUAAUCACUCGUCAUCACAGAAUAAAAGUUAUCUGCAAAAGAUGAGUAAUGAAGAAAGGAAGAAUACAGAAGCGGAACUUUAUUCGAUUAUACGCGAAGGGCUUAAAGAAAUGAUGCUAUCAAAGAAGGCAUCCACAUCAUCGAGUAAUCAUAGAACUUCAUGCUCAACCACGAAUCACCGUGAUACAUUGCGGAUAAAAGCUGAAUAUCGCGGUGAAAAGUUUUGUAUCGAAAUGCGACGUCCAGUUUUAUUUGAACACUUAUUCGAGCAUUUAUCAUCGAAAUAUAAUCGUCAGUUGAAUAUUUAUUAUACGCUUAGUAACAGUGAACUGAUCGUACCGAUACGCAACCAACUUGAAUUGGAUCGAGCUGUCGAAUUACUUGAUCGAUCACCAGCUCAACGAAGUUUACGACUUGUUUUAUCAAGACACUAUUCGGACUCAUCACCCACAUCUUACUCGGCUCCGCAAGGCAAUUUUAUGCCUGAUGCAUCCGGAACAUUCACGUCUUCAGCAGCGACAUCAUCAAGCAUAAUCGAGGUUGAUGAAUUGAAAUUUGAUACAGAAAAAGAAAAGUUAUUAACAUUUGAGAUACCAUACUCGGGAUGUCACUCAUGCUCAUCAGCGAGCAAUAGCACCUCAACAGCGACUGCAAAUCGAUGGCGAGGUGCGCGAAGUGGUGGAGGGAGUAGUGCAAGUAGUGGUAUUGUUCUAGCAGAUUAUCAUUAUUACGAUAACAAUGAUUACGAACGUCGUAAUACUAACACACCUCGUGCUCCAACCAAUUGGAAACAAGGUAAAUGUAUCGGUUCUGGUGCAUUUNCAUUUGGUCAAGUGUUUUUGUGUUAUGAUGUUGAUACGGGCAAGGAAAUUGCUCUCAAGAGGUUGCAUUUCGCGCGUUCGGAUACUCACUUGAAGAAGCAGAUUGUGCAGCUGGAGAAUGAAAUCAACCUUUUGAGUACAAUACAACACAAACGGAUUGUACAGUAUUUGGGUGUACAGCGCACAGAUGAAUCAAUAUCGAUAUUUAUGGAAUACAUGGCGGGUGGUUCAGUAAAAGAUCUUAUUUCGACAUACGGACCCCUGUCGAGUGCAGUCGCAAGAAAAUAUACUUAUCAGGUACUACAAGGGCUUGCAUAUUUGCAUCGUAACGAUAUGAUACAUCGUGAUAUCAAAUCAGCGAAUAUUCUUCGAGAUUCGCAUGGCAACGUUAAGAUCGGUGAUUUCGGUUCAGCGAAACGUCUUCAAACAAUCUGUAGUCAACAGAGUGCAUCAUUCAUUGGUACACCGCAUUAUAUGGCACCAGAAGUGGUGCUUGGUAAGAGUGCUUAUGGACGUAAGGCAGACAUUUGGAGUGUUGGAUGCACACUCGUCGAGAUGCUAACUGGUACACCACCAUGGUAUGGACUUGAGCCAAUGGCUGUCAUCUUCAAUAUUGCUUAUCAGCAUCCCAUUUAUGAACUACCAUCAAAUACUGAUCCUACUCUCUCUGAAUUGCUUACUCUUUUGCUUGAAAGAGCACCUGAAAACAGGCCAAGUGCAGUAGAUUUGCUCACCAAACAUCCAGCAUUUACCCAAUUUCUUUCGCAUCAUUAA
Messenger RNA from Anisakis simplex (herring worm), 1617 nucleotides. The record is from the annotation of a GenBank genome assembly. NCBI's taxonomy places the organism in Eukaryota, Metazoa, Nematoda, Chromadorea, Rhabditida, Anisakidae.